AUGGCCGCAUCAAGAAAGCGCCGCUCUCCACCAACUUCAUCUCAGCCAAACUAUACCAAAAGAACAAAAAGAAUCACUCAGUUUCAUCAUUAUGAGCCUCUCGACCACCUCCAACAGCAAAUCAGACUCCUGGAACUCCUGCCAGGAAAGCCCGGCAGCCGCAUCUCCAUCAAACUGCACACCGUCUCCCUCAACGACAACCCCGAAUAUGAAGCCCUGAGCUACUGCUGGGGCCCUCCCAAGCCCUCAUACGACAUCUUCAUCCACGUCAACAACAACAAAGACAGCAAUACAGACCAACUCGCCUCAUUCCCCGUCGGCCGCAACCUCCGCAAAGCCCUCGACGACCUCCGCCUCCAAUCCCGGCCCCGCCUCGUCUGGAACGACGCCAUCUGCAUCAACCAAAAGGACAACGUCGAAAAGGGCCACCAGAUCCAGCUCAUGCACCAAAUCUACUCCCGCGCCGCCGUCGUCUGCGCCUGGCUCGACCACAACGUCCGUCCCAAGACCUCCGUCUUUGACGACCUGGAGAGUCUCGGCAGGGGCGUCGAGCUGGACGACUUUGCCGAUCCGGAGUACUGGUACCCCGUGGCGGACAUCUUCCGGAACGAGUACUGGCGAAGGCUGUGGGUUCAGCAGGAGCUCAUUCUGGCGGCCAAAGUGGAUGUGUAUUGUCGGAGCGACGUCUUCUCGGGCGAGCAGCUGCUGGAGUUUCAGCAAAAGGUCAAUGUGGUCAAGUCGCAGCGCACGAGGCUGGGCGGGCCCGAGUUUGUGCUUUCGCGGUAUAUCGAUGGGAAUACCAGCGCUGAUCCUACGCCCGAGAUCUUUGGUAGUGGCGUCAUCCAGGCGAGAAUCAACAUGCGUGAAGGACGGGAAGCCCAAGAAGCCUACUCAUUAUCGCUGUCAUCAUCAUCAGCAUCUUCUACUUCACCACCAUCUCCCUCUCAAGGCUUCAAAAUCACCAGAGGCCUACUCGCCUCCUCCCUCCUCAACCUCUUCCUCCAAUCCUCCAGCGUCAGAAUGACCGAUCCCCGCGACCGCCUCUACGGCAUCCUCGGCCUCGCCACAGACAUUGCCCACGACUCCAAUCUCGAAAUCACCUACGAAGCCUCCCCCAUCUGGGUCUACGCCCAAAUCUUCCGCCACUUCAUCCACCGCUACAAGAGCCUCAGCUUCCUCUGCUUCAACAAGAGCAAUCCCAGAGGCAGUUACACUCCCCGCAAAGGAUUUCCCAGCUGGAUGCCCCACGCCGACGUCUGCUGGAGCUACGUCAACGCCAGCAGAGCAUGCGGCGAAGUGCUCGCAACGCCUCACGUUGCCUCUAUCGACCUAGAAACACAAUGUCUUCACGCACAGGGCAUCAAGGUCGACGCCAUAAAGCACAUUUGCUUAAUCAACGGUGACGGCCGUGGCUGGACGCCCAUCCCCGAAUGGCUCGACCAGAUAGAAUCCUUCUGCCGCAAAACAUGGCCUGACGCAGAUGAUUCAACCCCCCUGUACGAAAGAGACAACGUCACCUCCUUAAUGUUCCCCUGCCUCAGCCCCAAACGCUACAAAAACAUGUGGAAGCUCGACAAACCCGACCCCCAACGCCGCAUCCACCUCAUCCGCAGCCUCCUCGCCGCCGCCCAAAAAGCCGAUCAAAAGGAUCUGUCGACAGGGGACAUAAUCCGCGGCGGAUACACGCCCACGGACAUCAUCCCGGCAGACGUGCGCGAAGAGUGCCACCCACUGCACGUAGAGAGCAAUGCCGUGGUGCUAUUUGGCACCGAGGGCUCGCGCGUGGGCAGCAUGGCGCGGACGAGCGAUAUCCAGGCCGGGGAUGAGAUUUGGAUCCUAUUUGGGUGUCGGAUGCCGAUUAUGAUGAGGCCGAAGAGGGAAGAGGGCAAGGGGUUGAGAUAUCAGGUUAUUGGGCCGGCGAUUAUUCCGGGACUUAUGAAGGGGGAGGCGAUUAAGGAUGCUGAACAUCAUGGGAGUACGGUUAUACUUGAAUAG
Molecule: messenger RNA, 1995 nt
Organism: Trichoderma atroviride IMI 206040
Lineage: Eukaryota; Fungi; Ascomycota; Sordariomycetes; Hypocreales; Hypocreaceae
Source: RefSeq, a predicted model, not a curated record